This is a messenger RNA of Electrophorus electricus (electric eel), 6323 nucleotides long. It is a transcript of the gene rai1, whose product is annotated as retinoic acid induced 1. Gene Ontology annotation, cellular component: nucleus. The record is from RefSeq and is a predicted model, not a curated record. Gene Ontology annotation, biological process: regulation of transcription by RNA polymerase II; circadian regulation of gene expression. Lineage: Eukaryota; Metazoa; Chordata; Actinopteri; Gymnotiformes; Gymnotidae.
CGCCGCAAAGCAGAUGUGAGCUCCCGGUUUGAUGCCGCCGUUAAUGACCCCUACCGGCAGAAAAUCGAUCCUCGCCGCUGCGGAGUGCUUUACUCGAGAGUCCCCUAGCUGGAGCCAUGCAGUCCUUCAGAGAGCGGAGCGGUUUCCAUGGCAACCAGCACUGCUACCAGCAGGAACCCCAUGAAUUAUCACGCCUUGAGAGUUACAGACAUCAUCACGGCCAAGCCGGACAGGGCUACGAGGCGCACUCUCUCGCCGCUGCAGGGAUGCCAGUGGCAGCAGGAUCUAAGGACUGUUAUGGGCAGCAGACCUAUCCCAGCUAUAGCGGCGGUUCGGCUCAGACCAAGAAACCGUACAGAGGAGGCAAAGCUCAAAGCCAGCACCUGCAGGCCGGAUACAGUGGCCACGUGAGCUCUGGGUACUCAGCCCAGUACGUGAGUGAGGGACAUUUACAGCAGAAGUGGGAAGAGCCUGCUCAAAUGGCUCAGUAUGAACAGGACAUGGUUGGGCGUCUCGAGCCAGGGAUCAGUGGGUCGACCCAGUACCUCGAGCAGAAUCUGCUAACCAUUUCUCAAAGCCAGUGCCAUCUCCCCUCUGCCCCUGUCUAUACGAGUGCCCAUCAGCAGGGGCACCCCUCCAACCCCACUCCGUCACCUUUGAUGUACCCACAGAGCCACCUCCACUUCCCCCAGCACUCACAACCAGCCUCCUCCACCUCAUCAUCUUACAUGGAGAAAUGCAAUCCAAUUCCUCAUGGCUACAAAAGUGGCUAUGGAAUGCCACCUAAUGCCCAGUAUUCGAGGCAGCUGGGUAACCACAGCAGUCUGAAGCAGAGUGGCUAUCGACCGCAAAAUAAUUAUGGCUACCAGCAGCCUCCUUCCAGAACUGGAUUUGAACAGCAGGCUCCCCUGCAAGGGAUCCCAAAUACACCAGAGAGCCUACAGAAAUUCCAGCAUUACAAUCAGCCCCAGCAGAACUACUGCAUCAGUGAUAUUUCUGUAAGGUCACCUGAACAAUACUACCAGAACUGCAGUCCAAGCUCCAGCCACUCACCUGCACGGUCUGUGGGCAGGUCUCCAUCAUACAGUUCCACCCCUUCUCCCUUAAUGCCCAAUCCUGAUACGUUCCAGUAUGGCCAGGCAAUCAACCCUGCAGUUUCUUCCUCUUCUGCGGCUCUGCAAGACCAGAGCAUGUUGAUGCCUCCACACACACACCCAUCCCCCAGUGUGAACCACCAGUCUCAGAGCUACUCGAGCUCCAUGAAGGACCGUUUCUCUGAGAAGCUCUUGUCUAACCCGAGCUUGUGGAGCCUCAAUGCUCUAACAUCUCAGGUAGAGAACAUUUCGAACAACGUCCAGCAGUUAUUGCUCUCGGAAGCUCUCUUGGCCAACAAAAAGUGUAGCAAACGAAACCAGCCAAAAAAGGGAGAAGACUACAGGGGCCAGGUUAGGGCUAUGGAGGAUUCUUCAUGUCCUGAUAGCCAACAUGGUCCUCUUCCCACUGAUCCCUAUGGCACCGCAAGGGGUAUGCCAGCUGACUUACAAGAAGGUGGUUACUCCAGCAGCACUGAAGACCAGAUGGAAAGAAGCUACUACUACUUUGGUCAGGGCAAAGGGCCAACACAGGCCUCAGCACAUUCCCAGCUGACCCUGGACACAGUGUCCACCUGCUCCAUGAACUCAACAGACGACAUGUCCAUCAGAUCAGGUGACUCAGUCCGGAGUCUGCAGAGCGCAGUCUCUGAGGACAAUCUUAGCUGUGACCCAAGGGUGCAAAGAGUGCCAUUCGGAGAGGAGCAGAACAGUUCUCUCAGGAGCAUUACAGAUGAGAAGUCCCCCAUUAGUGUAACCGUGCCAAGCCCUAUGAAACAGGAGAGUAAUUCUCCACUGGACAUAAAGCGGUCUGAGAGCAGUCUGAGGGAGAACUUUGAGAAAUCUGCUUGGACCGAAAGGAUGGCUAAUGAAAAGGAAACUGGAAAGAGAAAGUUCUCCCCAGAACAUGAAUUCAAAGGAGGUAUUAUUGAAGUAGCUGAGAAACAACAGGAGUGGUCAGAGGAUAAGAAGUGUCCCUCCCUUUUCCAUAAAAUAAAUAAAGUAGUUUCAGAAGAAAGCUACGAUUAUGAAAUAGAAGACACUGUCUACCAGGACCUGAAAAACAAAUAUGAGGCUGAGGAAAGAGACUUGGAGAAGGACUGUGGUCUUUUAGACAUGAGCCUCAAGGGAAAUGGGGAUUCAGAAAUUAAAUCUGAAAUGUUCAAAUCAGAAUCACAGCCUACAGUGGAGAGCCCUGUGACAACAUCACUAGCUAUUUCAAGGGAUAUCUUUGAGUCCAAUAAAUAUUUGCCUAGGAAAGAAGAAAACUCAGAUGCACCUCAUCUCAUCUCUCAGAGUGAGUCUUCAGAGGAGAGGCUGUUGGUCUCUGAGAGACUGGAUUCCUUUGAGGAGCAACAAUCAGUCUCAUCCCAUCCAGCUACUGAGCUACGUGAGAAGAGGUGCCUAUCACUCAUUGAGGAGGUGAUCAAUAAUAAAGCAAAACCAGAGGAGCCCCAUGCAGAGGCCUGUAAUAAUGCAGGGGAGGUGGGAGGAGCACGACUGGGCAGCACAGAAACUGUGGAAACCGCUGUCCAUGACACAGCCCACAGAAGCAGUGAAAGGAGGUCAGCCAUAUGUGACACUGCACCUCAGUCUCACUCCGUCAAGAAUGGCUUCUCAGCUCUCAAUGAGAAAACAACACCUCAGACUCAGGCGAGGGAUCACAUCGAUCGCAGCGAUGCAAAGGUGCUGGAGCCUGACUCUCCUCAGUUGCCAGGCAAGUCAAUACUGCACUCUGCACCAUCUUGGGCUGAUACUCCACCCUCCCCGCAGAAAGGAGAUGGUGAUAUAGAGCCAGGCAUAAGCUGCCCCAGUGCAGUUACACCAUCAGCAAAACCAGAGCCCUUGUCCCCAUCUGCUCUUCCGAGACUGCUGGGCAGGAAGCAUGCACGGGGUAGGAGGAGACUAAUCCAUUCCAAUGGAGGGAUCAGGAGACAGAUGAGUGUGGAGGGAGAUGGGGCCCCACCAUCUCCUCAAAAGCCCAGCAUCCCCUCAAGUAAUAGUGCACUCUUCCCUGAUCACAUGGGCACUGCUCAAUUGGACAUUAGCAGUCAAACAACAAAAUUUCUCACAGAUGGUUGUUUACCAUCCCGAAUGUGUACUCGCUCUUUUGGGUCGCAGACAGGCCCAAAGGUUUGCUCUCAAGAGAGGAGAAAACCAGGCCCAAAGCCUAGUUCAAAACCAGGUCCAAAACCUGGCCCGAAGCUUGGUCUUAAACCUGGUCCAAAGCCUGGUCUAAAAUCAGCUCCAAAACCAGGUCUAAAACCUGGUACAAAACCAGGCCAAAAGCCAAGUCCUAAACCUGGUCCAAAGCCUGGUUUAAAGUCCGGACCCAGACCUGGCUCUAAACCUGGAACAAAACCAGGGCCAAAACCUGGGGCUGUGCCAAGUGUAAAACUUGGUCCAAAGUCAGGUCCAAAACCUGCAGCUAUACCUGCUUUGAAACCUAGUCCAAAACCUGGGUCAAAGCCUACUGAAGGAGGUAUUCCCAAAGGACCCGGUCGACCAAGAGGGUUCGCUUCUAAGAUCAAACCAAUGAAACAUGAAGACAAUGUGCAAGCUAUUACAGAACAUAUCAAAGACACAGGUUCCAUCAAUGAAAGCACUGAACAACAAGAAAACACAGCAGUCACUCUGGACACUGUUGUUAGCACUAAUGUAGACAGCACUGCAGGCUCCACUUUAGAGACUGCUUUGGAUACCACUUCUGUAAAGUCUGUAGCAAAAGAGCAAAAGACCAUGGUAUUAAGGUCUCGGAAACAAACACAAAGAAAAUUCACAGAGGACAUAGAAAAAGGAAGAAUGACAUCAGCUGAGGCAUUAGCAAUGAAGCUCACUGAGACACCAAUACAGGAAGUGGCUCAGCCAUGUGAAAACCAAACAUCAGACCUAAAACCUUCCAACCGUGAGGAUAGCUGCACAGAUUCAUUAAGUCAACCUAAUGAGGAGAUCGUGUCUGUUUCAAUCAAAAGAAAAUCUAGUUUACAUUCCCCAGACCCAGUCAAGAAAAAGAAAAAUGUGAAAGUUAGUUUAACAACAACACAAAAGCCCCCAUUACAAACCACACUGGUGGGAGCUCGAGCAUCCAGGGGAAGGCGAAAGCGUGGACAUAAAUUAGAACCAUCUAUAUGCAGCAUUCUUGCCAAAGAUAACCCUCCCCCUGAAGAUAUCAGUGACACACCUUGUGUGCCUCCUCAGUGUCCCACUAAAACAAAAUACCUGCCUCCAAGGAAAGGUAGAGGACUCAAAUAUGAAGCCUUGGUUCAAAAAAUCACAUCCCCAGCAUCGAAAAAACAGCUUCUAACUGUCCAACCAGAUGUGCCAGAACAAGCAACGUUAAAGCCAGCACCAGAACCACAGGUAACAGAACACAGAGAGAUAGGAAUUACCCCCAAGGUGGCAAUCGAGGAGGGUGAAAGUGCAGUAAGCAUCGAGGAAAGCCCAGACACAGCAUUUAUUCAAACGCCUAGGAAGAAGCGUAAAAAGUGGGCCACCAUGGAGAAAGCUGAGACACCGGACAUGGCACCGGCGACUGGGAGCCUCAUUAUCAACACACCAAGAUUAGCCAAACAGAGAGCCAUCAAAAAUAACCACGAGAUGCACCUGAAGCAGAGGAAGAGGAGGAAAGGCAGCGAGCUCGUGGAGAGUGAGCCUUUGGUGGAAGAGCAGGAGCAGAUUCAGACUAGUGUAGUCAUGCCUCCAGCAGAGCUUCCACCCUCCCCACCAGCAGGAUCCUCUCCCUUUCUAGAGAACGAGCGGCCCCCUGCGGAAAUAAGUUCAACAAUUACUAAACCCAAAAGAGGGAGGCGGCCAUCAUUUAAAAAGAAACAGGAGGAGGGUCAGCCCAUGGACAAGGAUGAAAGUUUAAAAGUAAAAAAAAAGCCUGGGCCUAAAAAAAAGAUCCAACAGAAUAGUAACGUCAUCAAACUCAUUGUAAAGGGACUUAAGACAAAGAGCAGAAAAGAACGCAUUCCAACUGUGAAGGGAAAACUCUCUGAUUUCUUGACAACACAAAGUGAAAGCAAAUGUUCUUUCAGACCAUAUGUACGUAUUGACAGCUCCAGAGAGCUCGCCUCCCAUUGCACAAUAGUAAACAGGCCGGAGGAAGAGCAGCUGCUCAUCCAGUCAAGUAAAACGAGCUUGGUGAAAGUAAAAAAUCUAGUUACAGUUACAAAGGCAAUACCACACUCUUCAGUAAUGCUCCAGGGGCCUUUAGUUAACAAACGCCAAACUGACAGGUGUGUACUGUGUUGCCUGUGUAGAAAGCCAGCAAAUUACAGAGAGCUCGGGGACUUGUGUGGACCAUACUACUCCGAGGACAGUAUACCACGGAAAACACUGUCUUCAGUGUACCAGGACGACUUCAGGCAAAGCAGAGACAGAGAAAAAUGCAAGAUGGGCGACUGCAGUGCAGAGUCAAGCGAUGUUCUGAAAGGAGAAGGCGGUAAGAACUUGCUUCAAGAGGGGACAUAUGAAGGUGACUUCGGGCAGCUGAAGAGAGAAAGAAGGACACAGCUUAGAAGUCGUCUCGGCCUGCGGAUUAGGUGCAAAAGGCUGCAGCUGUUGCACAGGGGAGCCGGUGGAGCGGCUCCCUCUGCUGGUGAGGAGGUCUGUGACUUUGCUCUGCAGAGGUUGCAGCUGGAGGCUGAGACCAAGGAACACUGGGCACACGAGGCUUGUACCAUCUGGACCAAUGGCGUGAUACUUGUUGCAAGCAAACUUUAUGGACUGAGGGAAGCAGCACAGCACUCUACAGUCACUAAAUGCUCAAAGUGCCAGAUUGAGGGGGCCUCCAUUGAGUGCAGCUGGAGUAAUUGUACCCACAAGUACCACUAUGUCUGCGCCAAAGAGACAGGCUGCACAUUCGAAGAGGACACAUUCUUGAUAAAAUGUCCAAAACACAAGCCCAUGUAAGCUGUAGGACGCAGAACCCGCGAGACGUCACCUGCGCAGCGUCGUGAGGACGAGUUUGCGCGUCGCCGCCGGCAACCGGACCCGGGGACAGUGAAACUGGGGCUCCGGUUGAAGGGGAAGUAUAAACAUACUGCAGCAAUACUGACCCGAGAACAGAUCAUUCACAUCAUCGCCACCCACCGCCAUCACCGCGUCCGCCCUGCCAAGGCCCCCGUGAUACUGCCUCGCCCGUCCCCUGCAGCCCACGCCGCCACGGACGCCACCCCUCCAAGAGGACACACACACACACACACACACACACACACACACACACACACA